Messenger RNA from Schistocerca cancellata (South American locust), 1301 nucleotides. RefSeq names its product chondroitin proteoglycan-2-like. Gene Ontology annotation, cellular component: extracellular region. The transcript has 3 exons. The record is from RefSeq and is a predicted model, not a curated record. Lineage: Eukaryota; Metazoa; Arthropoda; Insecta; Orthoptera; Acrididae. The coding region runs from base 7 to 1140 and encodes 377 amino acids. Gene Ontology annotation, molecular function: chitin binding.
UACAACAUGAGAGGACUGCCAUUUUUUGCGACUGCCGUUGUGGUGGUUUUGGUUGGAGGCGCCAGUGCAGCAUCCCUCCGCAGACUGACCGUUGUCAGUGCAACAUGCCAGGGAGCGUCCGGUCCAUUUCCGAAUCCGAACAGCUGCAGAAGCUUCCUGCAGUGCGAGCCGUCUGGCGUCGCAACUGUCAUCCCUUGCCCAGCAAACCUCGAGUUCAAUCCAAAGUUGAGGGUGUGUGACUUCCCAGAGAGAGCUGGUUGCUCCUCAUCAGUGUCUCCACCAGCUAACGACGACAGUGGAAAUGGUGGGGGAUCAGAUGAUAAUGGAGGCGCCUCACCAGCUCCACCAUCUGGCGACGCCCCCAAAUGUCCACCGUGGAAUCCGAAUGACGUCACCCAGCUGCCCAAUCAGAAUGACUGCACCAGCUUCUACAAGUGUGAUGAGAAUGGUGUUGCUUGGGUCAUUUCAUGCCCAGCCGGUCUCGAAUACAAUGCAGAGCUGAGAGUGUGUGAUUACCCAGAAAAUGCUGGUUGCUCAUCGUCUUCACCAAGCAAACCGUCUGAUGAUACACCUUCUGAGGGGGGUCAAGAUGACGCAAAUUCUGAUGGAGGUAAUGAGGUAAGCCCGAAUCCACCAGCUGGAGAUGCUCCUACUUGUCCAGCAUGGAAUCCAAAUGAUGUGACACAGCUGCCCAAUCCUAAUGACUGCAGUAGCUUCUACAAAUGCGACGAGAAUGGCGUUGCUUGGCUCAUACCAUGCCCAGCUGGACUCGAGUACAAUGCAAAGCUAAGAGUGUGCGAUUACCCAGAGAGUGCUGGUUGCUCAUCGUCAGGCUCUCCAAGUCACCCAUCGGGUGAUGAUUCCUCUGAUGACAAUCAGAACAACGGUAACGCUGACUCAGGUAACGGUGAUGACGCAAGCCCUCAGCAACCAGCUGAAAAUGCCCCCACAUGUCCGGCUUGGAAUCCAGAUGACGUCACCCAACUGCCUAACCCCAGUGACUGUAACAGCUUCUACAAGUGCGACGAGAACGGAGUUGCCUGGUUGAUCCCGUGUCCAGCGGGCCUGCAGUACAACGCUGAGCUGAGGGUGUGUGAUUAUCCUGAGAGUUCUGGGUGCUCUGUGUUACAGCUACGCUGAAGAAGAUAUUUUUUUUAUUCACUCUCAAAGAUCAUUACAAAUGCUGUCAUCACGUUAUCUGUGUAAUCCACCUGUAACAGAUAUACUCUCUAUGUAAUGUGAUCAGUACUCAUGUGACUAAUAUUUAGUCUCAUAUUAAAUAUAGUUAUAUUGUUGCAUAA